AUGAAAUCGAUACUAGCGUCACUUUUAGAGCCUAGAACUAACUCAAUCUACCCAAUAGGGCUCAAAGAAAUCUGCAUAGGCCGUGAAAAAAAAGCUUUGGGAAACCAAUUCGGAUUAUCUCAAUUUGGUGUAAAUUUAGUAAAAUUAAACCCAGGAGCAGCUUCAUCUCAAAGACAUUGGCAUUUAAUAGAAGAUGAGUUUGUCUAUAUUUUAAGCGGAAAUAUUACGCUUAUAACAAAUGAAGGAGAACAAGUGCUAGGUCCUGGGAUGUGCUGUGGGUUUAAGGCUGGUGAACCUAAUGCCCAUCAAUUAAUUAAUAAAAGUGAAGAGCCAGUUGAGUAUUUAGAAAUAGGGACCAGAAGCCAAACUGAUGAGGCAACUUAUCCAGACGUCGAUUUGCAUGCUGUAAAGGAAAGUGGAAGUUUUAAGUUCUUUCAUAAAGAUGGAACCCCAUACACAGAAUAG
Messenger RNA from Blepharisma stoltei, 465 nucleotides. The record is from the annotation of a GenBank genome assembly. NCBI's taxonomy places the organism in Eukaryota, Ciliophora, Heterotrichea, Heterotrichida, Blepharismidae.